AUGAGGAAGUUGGGUGUGGUAAGUAGUAUUACGCAAAAUCAUAUUGCAGCUGGAGGCCCCGGAGUAACAUCGGAACCUGAGGAAGGAGGGACUUCCACUCAAGACUUAAUGGCUGAGGAGGACGACCUAAUAACCGCAACAUCAAUUGGUGGUUUUCAUGUUGGAGGAAAUCGCAGUCUAGGAUCAAUAAUCGAUCGUGAAGAGCAAGAUUUCCCAUCGGGAACUGUUUGCGACAGGGAAAGCAGAGAAAGUCGCAUAGGAGAAGUGUGCUGCAAUAGUGCCCUAUUCGAGACGAUGGCAGAUGCAUUUUAUGAAUUGAGCAGCUCACCAACGUUUGGCUUCACUGCAGCGGGUAGCAUCGCUAGCUUGAUCCAAAAACGAGCGCAAAAUCGAUUCGAUCAAUCGUUCGAGGUGUUCGUUUCGCAGGACAAUUUUGCAAUAGCUUCGUAUGGAGUUGGUGAUGAGAUCUGUAAGUAUCGUGAGCGAGGAUUCGUCGCUUUGGCCUAUGCUACACCUGUCCAGUACGACAUCUCUCGCUAUGCAGACGAGAAAACUCUCGGCGUAUCAUCACGUGAUAAUCUUGGAGCUACUGAAACGUCUUUGCCAGGGCAGCGAUCAAAAUGCUCAGCUUACAUUUUGACGAAGUGGAUGCAGUCCAUAACUCUUCGGUAUCAGAGAGCGCCGAGUUUCGACCCUUACAAUACAAGAUUUCUAGCUAGGACGAUGCAGUACGCUAUAGAGGAACGACUCCAGUUGAGUUUUGAAAUCGUUGUGUCAACUGACGACUUCGCAAUGGCUCACUCUACUUGA
Molecule: messenger RNA, 810 nt
Organism: Cooperia oncophora
Lineage: Eukaryota; Metazoa; Nematoda; Chromadorea; Rhabditida; Trichostrongylidae
Source: the annotation of a GenBank genome assembly